Molecule: messenger RNA, 6891 nt
Organism: Diaporthe citri
Lineage: Eukaryota; Fungi; Ascomycota; Sordariomycetes; Diaporthales; Diaporthaceae
Exons: 15
Coding region: 1-6891 (2296 amino acids)
Biological process (GO): secondary metabolite biosynthetic process; fatty acid biosynthetic process
Molecular function (GO): oxidoreductase activity; fatty acid synthase activity; phosphopantetheine binding
Source: RefSeq, a predicted model, not a curated record
AUGGCCGCCGAACGCAACCUUUCGAGCAAGAUAGCCGAGCCGUUAGCCAUUGUUGGCUUGUCUUUCAAACUUCCCCAGGAUGCUGUCGACGAGAAGAGCUUCUGGGAGAUCAUGGUGCAGAGGCGAAGCCUGUUAACUGAUUGGCCAUCAGACCGGGCCUGUCUCGAUGGGUUCUACAAGGAAGGGCCCAAGGAGCCAAAUAUGCUUCCCGCAAGAGGAACUCAUGCCUUCAGCGGAGACCCGGCCGUGUUCGACGCCCCUUUCUUCUCCAUCACGGCCAAAGAGGCUUCAUCCAUGGACCCUCAACAGCGUUGGGCAUUAGAGGCCGCCUACCACGCUUUCGAAAACGCGGGCAUUGCGGCCGAGGACCUUCGCUCGAGCCGUACUGCCGUGUUUUCCGCAACCUUUGCUGAUGACUUUGCCCGACUUGGGGCCAAGGAUCCUGACGCGGCACCAAUACAGGCCGCUUUGGGCAGCACCCCUUCGAUGCUUCCAAACAGGAUCAGUUGGUACUUCGGCCUGCGCGGACCAAGCAUGCAUAUCGACACAGCUUGCUCGGGGAGCAUGGUUGCCAUGGACAUGGCCUGUCAGUCGAUCAUGACGGGCAAUGCCAGCGCGGCACUCGUGAUUGGAUCCAACAUCAUGUUGAGCCCAGAGACUUCGGCCCUGAUGGCCAACAUGAACUUCCUGUCGCCCGAUGGUCUCUGCUUCAGCUUUGACGAUCGCGCUAAUGGUUAUUCCAGGGGCGAAGGCGUGCUGGCUGUGGUCAUCAAACCGCUAGCUGACGCUCUAACGAAUGGCGAUGUUAUUCGUGCGGUUGUGCGAUCCACGGCUUCAAACCAUGACGGACGCACACCGAUCCUUACCCAGCCGAGUUCUGAGGCGCAGGAGGCUCUUAUUCGCGAUGCCUACAGAAAGGCAGGCCUUUCUUUCGAACGCACGAGAUAUGUUGAGGCUCAUGGGACAGGAACUCCAGUUGGCGAUCCGAUAGAGACAUCGGCGAUUGGGAAGGUCUUUGCUUCGUGCCGAUCCCCUCAAGAGCCUCUCUUCGUCGGUUCCGUUAAGGCAAACAUUGGCCAUCUAGAGGGUGGAAGUGGCCUGGCAGCCAUCGUGAAGGCCAUUCUGGUAUUGGAAAAAGGCAUUAUUCCACCCAACGCUCUCUUUGAGAGGCUUAAUCCCAGAAUUGAUGCCGAGUCAUAUAACAUACAGGUCCCCACCCGUUCUAUCCCUUGGCCAACAGACGGCUUGCGAAGAAUUUCAGUCAACUCAUUUGGUGUGGGAGGUGCAAAUUCGCACAUCAUUCUCGAUGAUGCAUUUCACUACCUGCAAGAGCAUGGGUUGUCGGGCUUUCACCACUGCGACACGAGUUCCACAGCACGUGCAGGAGGGACCGUCAACGGCAAUACUGCUACUAAUGGACAUGUUGCCAAUGGCACCUCUGCCAACGGAACCUCGAUCAGAAAGCCAAUCCCGAAGCUUCUCAUUUGUUCUGCCGCCGACGCCGGAGCUGCGAACCGUAUGGUACAGGCUUACCAGAGCUAUUACCAGGCACACAUCAACGACCCCCGCAAGCUCGACCUGCUGGCCUACACCCUGGGGACGAGACGCAGCAUCAUGCCUUGGCGGACCUUUGCCGUGGCAGACGGUGUAUAUGGAAACCAUGACCGACAUCAGCUCACUUUUGCGCCCCCUGUCCGUGCUUCGCCUGAGAAGGCGUCAAUUGGCCUAGUCUUCACCGGCCAAGGGGCCCAAUAUGCGGGAAUGGGGCUUGAGCUCCUGCAGUACCCUGUUUUCGAGGCCAGUCUUCGAGAAUCGGAUGAGAUAUUUGCAAGCUUAGGUGCUGAAUGGUCCCUGUUAGAUGCACUUCGCGAUGGUCAAGACAUUGAUCUUCCCCAGCGCAGCCAGCCACUAUGUACAGCACUGCAAAUCGCUCUGGUCGACCUACUCCGCAACUUCGGCGUCUCUCCUGCCGGGGUAAUUGGCCACUCCAGUGGAGAGAUCGCGGGCGCUUACACCAUCGGUGCCCUGUCUCAGAGAUCGGCCUGCAAGGUGGCAUAUUUCAGAGGGCAGCUGGCUGGGAAACUCGCGGCCACCACUGCCAAUCCAGGCGCGAUGAUUUCGGCCAAUCUGGACGAGAUCAAAGUCCCAAGUCUGCUCGGGAAGCUUGGGUUGACGACCGAGGACAAUACGGUCCACACUGCUUGUGUUAAUAGCCCGACGAACGUCACGCUUUCAGGCCCUGUUGACUCCAUCAAGAUCAUUCAAGGACAUCUGGACCAGCAGGGCGUCUUUGCGAAGACGGUGAAUACAGGCGUGGCAUAUCACUCACCGGCCAUGCGAGCUAUAGCUACGGAAUAUCGUGCCCUAAUGGGUGUUCUGGAGCCCGGUAAGAUACCGCAUACAACAGGCAACCCCCGUUCGCCCGCAACCAUCAUGGUGAGCUCUGUUACUGGAAACAUGAUCGCACCGAAGCUACUUUCAAUGCCUGACUACUGGGUCGACAACCUUGUGUCACCUGUACGGUUCGUGGACGCCAUGAAGCGACUCACCAACAAGGGUCCGGAUGCAAUACUCGCCCUCGUGGCCGGUGGAAUCACGGACUUGAUUGAGGUCGAUGGCGUUGCUGUAUGCCCAGGCACAGGUAUGGUUGUCAUGGCAGUUGAAGCCGUGCAGCAGAUGGCGAGCGCCAAGGACCGCGUUGUAGCAGCCUUUCUGAUCAAAGAGGCCCGUUUCUUGUCACCCGUUGUCAUUGGAGAGACUUCACAAGAGUCCACAGAGACUGAACUCCAUGUGCUGCCCAUGGAGAACGGAGGGGAGGAAGACGCCAUCUGGUACGAGACGCGGAUCUUCACUUUCCGCCAAAACAGCUGGGCAGAAUGCUUCCAUGCGACAAUACGUGUCUCUUUCGAACCCGAAUUAACAGAUUCUGUUGACGGUGGCCGUGAGCAACUCCUGGCUCACGAGAGAAUCCGGGAAUGCGUCAAGGACGCAAGCUCGAUCUGUAAGGAAUCCUUGCCCACAGACAGCUUUUAUUCCUUCAAUCGGGAGAACAUCGGGCUCGAUUUCAAGUCAUCAUUCCAGAACCUCGCCAAUCUAGACUGGGACGGCCAUGGCACUUUCUCUGCACGUGUCAACAUUGCUUCGGCAUCACAGCACUAUCAGAUACUUAACAGCCCCGUCCAUCCUGCCGUCCUGGACUCCUGUGUCCAGCCAAACCUCGCCAACAUCUCGAGAGGCCUGUCCCGAACCAGAUGCCCGACCAUGAUGGCACACAGCGUGGAGAAUAUGUGGAUCGCGGCCAGGGUCUGGGACAGGGCCACAGACUCGGUGCAGCUGGGCAGCUUUGCCAAGAACAUCAACGGCAAGACGGGGCAGUUUGAGGCGUCGGCCUAUGGUAUAGCUGAUGAUGGCUCCGCCUUGUUCUCCGUCGGGAAGGUCGUCAUGGCCGAGGUUUCACGGCCUGACGGGGCGCUGGGCACUGCAGGAGCAUCUCGACGCCAGCGAUUUGGGGACGCCGACGAAGCCGCCUCGGAGGCGCUGAUGCCGGAGAUGGAAUUCUUAUUGCGUGUCGCGGCACGCAAGGCGCUGAGAGAGGUGUCGCCUGCAGAGCGCCAAGCGGCAUCCACUCAUCUGCAAAAGUAUGCCGCAUUGCUGGAACAGCGCUAUGUCGUUGAGCAAGGCCACGAGGACGAGGUUGAUCUCGGCGGCGAGGAGCUUGACCGCCGCCUCUGCGAGUGCGAGGCAGCCGAGGCCGGGUUCCAUAUCUUUCCCCUUGUCGCACGAGCCUUGCCCUCCCUCUUUCGUGGCGAGACGGACCCCCUGGAGCUGCUAUUCAACAGCGGCGCGGCCGAGAAGUUCUACGGCUACCUCUCCAGGACGUACUCGCUUGAUCGCCGCCUCUUUGAGUUCAUCAGUCUGGCAUCCCACGAGCAGCCCGCGCUGCGCGUCAUCGAGGUCGGCGCGGGGACGGGUGCCAUGACGCGGGCGUUCAUGGCCUGCUUCCGAGACAUCGAGGCCAAGACGGGGCGGGAGUGCUUCUACGAAUUCACGUAUACCGACAUCUCACCGGCCUUCUUUGAGGCAGCGCGCGCCGAGUUCGCCGAGUUCAAGGGCCGUAUUUCGUUCAAGACGUUAGACCUUGAGCGAGACGCCGCCUCACAAGGAUUCGAGCUCGGGAGCUAUGACAUGGCCAUCGCCUCGAACGUCUUCCACGCGACUUCAGACUUGAGCCGGACCCUGGGAAAUGCGCGCAAGCUGCUCAGGCAGGGCGGGCGCCUGCUCUUCCAAGAGGGUGUUGUCCCGAACUCUGCGUGCUUUAAUGUUGGAUUUGGCUGUCUCGAGGGCUGGCUUUUGGCGACCGAGGAGUGGCGCCAACAUGGACCCCUGGCCACGGAGGAGCAAUGGCAUGAGCAUGAAGCCGAUCCGCAUUGCGCCCUGGCGGUGGGAUUCCUGCGCACGCUUCGCUCCGAAGAAGGCGGCAAGCACCUGGUGACGCUGGUCUAUCAGUCUCCUUUCAAGGACGCCAGCGACGCUCGGUUUGUGUCUGAGGUUCAUCAAAGGUGUUUUGAAGACUCGCCCUCAUGUUCUGAAGACGAUUUCAUCGUCCGCAAAGGACAAUUGACCAUCGGACGGCUCGAGCGCGCAGUCGACGUCCAAAACCAAUACAUGGCCUGCACACAGCCACAGCAGCGAGAGGAGCGCUGGCCGUCCGGCCCUCGCCCGGGGCUGGCACUCGACGUCGGCACGCCGGGGAUGCUGGACACCCUACGUUUUGUCGAAGACGCGAGGCCUUCAGCCCUCCAAGCUGACGAGGUGGAGAUCGAGGCGGCGGCAUGGGGGGUGGGCUCCCGCGACGUCCAGAUUGCCCUCGGACGACUCAGUGCGGACGAGGAAAUAGGCCUCGAGUGCGCGGGGACGGUAGUGCGCGUCGGAGCGGGCUGUGCAGACUUCCAAGCCGGUGAUCGAGUGCUCGCUGCCGUGCCGGGUUGCAUGCGCAGCCACCCUCGGGCUCCCGCACAGCUCGUGUGCAAGAUACCUGAUGGGUUGUCCUUCAGUGAGGCAGUUGCUGCCCUUGUUCCGGGUAUGAUGGCAUACCAUUCACUGGUCAACGUCGCGCGUGUACGCCCGGGACACAAGGUACUCAUCCACGCGGCUGCUGGAGCAACGGGGCAAAUGAUGGUGGCCAUUGCCCAGAUGCUGGGCGCCGAGGUGUUCGCGACUGUGGGUUCCAAGGAGAAGAAGGAAUUUCUGGUCGAGCGAUUUAAACUCCCGACCGAGCACAUCUUCUACAGUCGCAAUACGACCUUUGCUCCGGGCAUCAUGCGUGCAACCAAAGGAGUCGGUGUUGACGUGGUUGUCAACUCCCUGCCCGCUGCAAGCUUACAGGCUAGCUGGGAAUGCGUCGCACCUUAUGGCCACUUCAUUGAGAUUGGCAAGGGAAACGUCCAAGCGAACUCGUCCCUUGCCGUGUCCGGCUUUGCGAAGAAUGUCAGCUUCACCGCUGUGGACAUGCUUCACAUUGCCCAGACGAACCAUCAGCUCACGCGAGAGCUGGCUGAGAAGAUUAUCGCCUUUCUUGUGGCCGGGCAUAGAGGCCCGGCGCCUUUGCAGCUAUUUGGAGCAGCCCAGAUUGAGCAGGCGUUCCGACUUAUACAAAGUGGAGCAAACACAGGCCGUGUCGUAAUUUCUUUGUCUCCGGAGGAGGUCGUCCCGAGGUACACGACCUUGAAGAGUAACUGGAGCUUUCGCAAAGACCAUUCGUACCUCGUCGCAGGGGGCUUCGGCGGCUUAGGCCAGGUCAUACUGAGAUGGAUGGUGGAUCGGGGUGCCCGGCAUUUGAUUGUGCCCUCACGCUCUGGGCCGUCUUCGCAGGCGGCUGUCGACACACUCGCUGAGCUCACCAAGCGAGGCGUCCAAGUGGUUGCGCCGCGUUGUGAUGUGUCUUCGUCUGCUGACCUCGAGGCCAUGCUGCAAGAUUGCGCAGCCACGAUGCCUCCAGUCAAGGGAUGCUUCAAUGCCACGAUGGUCCUUCAUGACUCCGUUUUCGAAAACAUGACCCACAGUCAAUGGUCCCUCAACAUCCAGUCCAAGGUGCCCACGAGCUGGAACCUCCACCAUCUCCUGCCCAAGGACAUGGACUUCUUCAUCCUACUAUCGUCCCUCAUGGGCGUCUACGCAAACCCCUCCCAGAGCAACUACGCAGCAGGCUGCGUGUUCCAAGACACCCUCGCGCGCCUCCGCUCGGCCCAGGGGAUGCGCGCGUCCGUGUCCCUCGACAUCGGCUACAUGCGCUCCGCCGGCUACGUCGCCCGCCGCAGCGCAGAGAGCCAGGCGAUCCGCGCCAACGCGCGCAGGCUGGCCCCCAUCGAGACGGGGGAGCUCCUCGGGAUCCUCGGCCACUACUGCGACCCUGCGCUGCCGGCGCCCCUGAGCGAGACGCACAGCCAGCUGCUCGUCGGCGCCCGCACCGCGCUGGACUACGCCGCGCGCGGCGAGGAGCCCAUGCCGGCGACGCUGCGGCCCCUCUUUGCGGGUUUCAACAGCCCGCGGGACCAGGACGCCGCCGGCGCCGGGCGCGCCGAUGCUCUCCCGGACGCGGACCCCGCGCUGUUGUUCCGGCAGGCGGGCGGCGCGGAGGAGCGCCGGGCCGUCGUCACUGACGCCCUGAGGGCCAAGGUGGCGCGGGCGCUGGGCGUUGCUGUCGAGGACGUGGACGGGGGGAAGACGCUGGCGGACUAUGGGACGGACUCGCUCAUGGCUGUCGAGCUGCGGAGCUGGAUGCGGAAGGACUUUGGGGCCGACGUCACCGUGUUCGAUAUGACGAGUGGGAAGUCGAUAAACGCCGUUGGUGAAUUGGUUGUUGCCAAGGCUGGGGCGGCCGACGUGAUGUAG